This is a messenger RNA of Colletotrichum destructivum, 589 nucleotides long. RefSeq lists its product as uncharacterized. Lineage: Eukaryota; Fungi; Ascomycota; Sordariomycetes; Glomerellales; Glomerellaceae. The transcript has 3 exons. The coding region runs from base 122 to 577 and encodes 151 amino acids. The record is from RefSeq and is a predicted model, not a curated record.
CUCACACUUUCUACGUUCUACGGUACAUCGACUGAUCUCAUUGUUGAUAUUCGGUAAAAUUCGUUUGCAUUCAAUUUGUUAGAAGUCUUCGUUGUACGAUUUUCAGCACAAAGCUACCCCAAUGGCCGAGUCUUCAAGGCGUCCUGUCCCUGCACUCCCUGCCGAGGCCAUAUUGAGGUUGCAACCAAGCGAGGUUCAGCUUCGUUGGGGUUGUACGAAGCCUAGUGAGGGCCUCCGAGAGUGUGAAAUCCGACUUGCCCGAGAGACCGCCGCUGCAGCAGGUUUUGACCUUAUAACCAUCGUUUCGAACAUUCACCCAACUACCACGCGAGGAACCCGCCGCGACAAACCUCACUUUGGUGUCAUUUUCCAGAGCAGUCGAUACAACUUACAGACAGAGCAGAAUGUUCACAUCAACAUCCGCGUCUGGAGCCCACACUUUCAGCAAUGGACUCGAUACCCAUCAAGUGGGCGGCCAGCUAAUUACCCCUACGAACACGUCCAUGCCGAGGAACGAAUCAAAUGGUACCGACCUCUACCCAGAGCUUUGGCUCAAGAAGAGAUCGGUACACAUUAACAUGUAACGUAA